Messenger RNA from Chelonus insularis, 910 nucleotides. It is a transcript of the gene MED21, whose product is annotated as mediator complex subunit 21. Gene Ontology annotation, biological process: regulation of transcription by RNA polymerase II. The record is from RefSeq and is a predicted model, not a curated record. Gene Ontology annotation, cellular component: mediator complex. The coding region runs from base 310 to 852 and encodes 180 amino acids. The transcript is spliced from 2 exons. Gene Ontology annotation, molecular function: transcription coregulator activity. Lineage: Eukaryota; Metazoa; Arthropoda; Insecta; Hymenoptera; Braconidae.
UAAAUCAGUUUAUACAAGAAAAUAAUAUUAUUUAUUUCACAAGUUUCACAAAGCUUUUUUAUAUUUAUUUUUAUAGGAAAGCAUAAAUUUAUAGAACAUUGAACAAAAUUACAGUAUAAUUAUUUUUCAUACAAUAAACUUGAAUUGAGAACAUUACAAAAUCUAUGAAAACCUAUGUUUAUUAAAGGUUAUUACUGAUCAGCAAAAUGGUCAUAUUGAAAUAACAAUUAUCUGUCAAAUAAAUUUUAUAUAAUAUAUUAUAUUGUAAAUUUUAAAAGUGUACAUAAAACAUUACUAUCCAAUCAAACUAUGGCUGAUCGUUUGACACAGUUACAAGACACAGUAAAUCAGCAAGCUGAACACUUUUGUAAUAGUAUAGGAAUUCUUCAACAAUAUUCAACUCCAAGCAAGUUUCCAGGGUUUGAUCGAGUUGGAACUCCUCAACCUCAUCAGACUCAAGAAGAUUAUGCUGCAUUAUUUGCUACACUUAUUGCACGCUGUGCGAAGGACAUAGAUACGUUGAUAGAAAGCCUUCCAAGUGAAGAUUCAUCACAAGAACUUCAGGUAGCAAGUCUUAGUCGUUUAGAACAAGAAAAUUUAGAAGCUGGUGAGCAAUUAGAGGAAAUUGUUCGUCAGGGUGAGGAUUUACUUCAAAGGAUUCAAGCUGCUCUACAAGAUAUAGCUCAGAGUCAACUCGACAUGCAAAAUCCUAUCACACCUAGUACAGUAUUAUCUAUGAAUCUCAAUCCACCACAAACAUUAAAGCAGGAAAAUUACAAUAAUGUUGGUUCUGUAUCUACAAGCAGCAAUUCACACUCUACUCCGGAUCCUUCAUCGAAUGUAAUUAAUUAAUACACUAGUUGGAUUUAUGUACAUAAUAUUCAUUUGAAUUAAAACUUUUUUGACAAGA